Messenger RNA from Suricata suricatta (meerkat), 2055 nucleotides. It is a transcript of the gene NAGA, whose product is annotated as alpha-N-acetylgalactosaminidase. Gene Ontology annotation, biological process: oligosaccharide metabolic process; glycosylceramide catabolic process; glycoside catabolic process. The record is from RefSeq and is a predicted model, not a curated record. NCBI's taxonomy places the organism in Eukaryota, Metazoa, Chordata, Mammalia, Carnivora, Herpestidae. Gene Ontology annotation, molecular function: alpha-galactosidase activity. Gene Ontology annotation, cellular component: cytoplasm.
GUCAGGCUCCGCCCCCUGUGGAAUGCCGUAGGCAAAUCAGGUUACAGCAGCAGUGGCGUUCCCGAGACAGAAGCUGGUGGCGGUUGUGGACGCGUCCGCAGCCUUCCAGAGUCCAACGGAUAAAGCUGGUGGAAGGAGAGCAGAUCUGGUCGGGUCCUGAGACGCUGAGUCCAAAGCAAUGUUGCUGAAAACAGUGGUCUUGGUGGUCCUGGUGGCCCAGGUGCUGGGGCUAGAUAAUGGGCUCCUUCGGAAGCCACCCAUGGGCUGGCUGGCCUGGGAACGUUUCCGCUGCAACACUAACUGUGACGAGGACCCGAAGAACUGCAUCAGCGAGCGGCUCUUCAUGGAGAUGGCUGACCACUUGGCACGGGACGGAUGGCGGGACCUGGGCUACACGUACCUUAACAUCGAUGAUUGCUGGAUUGGUGGGCGUGACGCCGAAGGCCGCCUGACAGCCGACCCCAAGCGCUUCCCCCACGGCAUUGCCUUCCUUGCGGACUACGCUCACUCCCUGGGCCUGAAGCUGGGCAUCUACGCGGACUUGGGCAACUUCACCUGUAUGGGUUACCCAGGCACCAUGCUAGACAACGUGAUUCAGGACGCUCAAACCUUUGCCGAGUGGAAGGUGGACAUGCUGAAGUUGGAUGCCUGCUAUUCGACCCCUGAGGAACGGGCCAUGGGGUACCCCAAGAUGGCAGCUGCCCUGAAUGCCACAGGCCGCCCCAUUGCCUUCUCUUGCAGUUGGCCGGCCUACGAAGGGGGCCUUCCCCCAAAGGUGAACUACAGCCUGCUGCCAGAAAUCUGCAACCUCUGGCGCAACUAUGAUGACAUCCAGGACUCCUGGAGUAGCGUGCUGUCCAUCCUGGACUGGUUUGUGAAGCACCAGGACACCCUGCAGCCGGUGGCAGGCCCUGGGCACUGGAAUGACCCAGACAUGGUACCGGCAUGGAGGGGGAGGGCCCAAGGCCUGCGGGCCACGACACACCUGCUCCCCAAUGCCCUGGGCUGUCUUCCUGGAUGCUCACUGCCAGGCUCUAGUUCAGUGUCUCUGAAACAUGUCCUUGAACCAGCUGCACUGGACUCACCCUCUGAGCUUGUUUACAUGUCUGGUCCCAGGGCCCCACCUCCACCUUUUGGACCAGGAUGUUCAAAGAGGGCUUGGGAAUGCCCGUCGUUAACAGUCUUCCCUGGCAGUUCUGAUGGGGACCCAAAGCUCAAAGGAGGGCCAGGGAGGGGAUUUCAGGGCCUGCGUGAGCGGGGAGCCCAGCCGGUAGCCACCUUCUGUCCCCAGGAGAAAGCCCACAUUGAAGUGUACGUGCGGCCCCUGGCCAACGAGGCCAGCGCCUUAGUCUUCUUCAGCCGCCGGACGGAUAUGCCUUAUCACUACCACUCGUCCCUCGCUGAUCUCAACUUUAACAGCUCCAACACCUAUGAGGCCCAGAACGUCUACACAGGUGAUGUCAUCAGUGGCCUCCACUCUAAAACCAACUUCACAGUGGUCAUCAACCCUUCAGGGGUAGUGAUGUGGUACCUGUACCCCAUCAGGCAGCUGGACAUCCCAGCAAUGAGAAGCCGAGAUGUGUGACAGGCUGUGGCGGCAUCGUUGAGCCCGGACCACGGAGCCUCCACGUGCCGAGGGCUAGCAGGCGGGGCUCUCUGACACCCAGGCCCACUCGGUGACCUGGCCCCGUCAGCCCCAAAGGGCCAUCUCCGGGCCAGGCUCCACACCCUGCCCAAGCGUGGAUCUUCAUAGAAACUCGUCUUGGGGCGAUUUCCUGUGGCCUUGCUGGUUCCUCCCUUGUCCGCAUGGCCCCACAGAUGUUACUGAGCCGCCGAGAGAGGGGCACUGAUCCCCUCCGAUCAUCUCUUCGUUGACUCUGAAAUCAGGAUUUGGAAUUUUUCUGAUGAGAAGGACUGGAGAUCUGACCUCCUGCCAGGAACUCCCACAAAUUGUGUGACUGGCCCGCCCGCCUGGAUGGGGCCUUGUGAGGCCACCGCCACCUAGGUUACCUUCGUUCCCUCAGGUUUCCAAUAAAGCUGUUCUUCAAUCGGGUA